UUUCGAAUGACGCCGUUUGCCAAAUACAAUUCGAGUUGUUCGAACUAUUAACAUCAUCGAGAGUAUCGAAUAAAUGCUCCGCUAGUGAUUAUCUUGUAAAAUUAAGUCACAUCCCAUAAAGUGCAUUAAAAUGAAAUCGAUCAUAGUAGUUAUAUCACUACUUGCAAACGUACUUGCUUACCACGACCCCGAUCUCAAUUAUCACCUUAGUCAGGUACAGAAAGGACAAGGAUGCGGCGACUCGGGUUACUCGUACCCCGUGCCUACCACACAGCUGACAACCGGAGUCGCCUCUAAUCAGUAUGGAGGCGUCGCGUACCAACAGCAAGCGAUACAAGCGACUGCAUACCAAGCUCCAUUAGUGACUCAAGCGAACUAUAUACAAACUGCCAAUCAAAAUGAAUUUCAUGGCUAUGCCACCUCCGCUGGAUUGUCUUCGGCUGCAUCGUCUGGCAGGACAGUGACGCCAUCAGCAACUUAUGCGCAAGCCCCAAUCAUAGCUAAAGUUACUGCUGCGCCGUUAAUUGCCAAAUACUCUCUGUCACCACCCAGAACCACAUAUGUAUCUAACAAUUUACUUACGCAGCAAUCAAUAUCUUUGGGUUCUGCGAAAGCAUCUCUAAACUCUUACAGUGUCCAAUCUGGUGGUCCAGUUGUGUCUCAAGUAUUCGCCGCACCAACUGUUGGAUAUAAAACAUCUUCAGCGAUUCAAGUUCAACAAACUCCCCAAAUUGCAUACGCUACUGCAGCACCUGCAGUCAUAAAUCAAUAUCAACAAGCAGGACCUAUUUAUCGAGCCCCAGCUAUUGCGACAUCUCAAUACAUCGCACCAACUGUUGAGGAAUAUCACGCCCGAUCUGGUGGACAAUACAAUUCUCAAUCGAACGCAGCCUCUAUCGGAUAUUCAGCAUCCAAAGUUUCUCAGUCUGCACCAAGUGUUGUUACUCAAUAUUCUGCUCCGGCAGUAACUCAAUACUCGGCUCCAGCGGUUGCGCAAUACUCAGCUCCAGCGGUUGCGCAAUACUCAGCUCCAGCAGUAGCUCAAUACUCAGCUCCAGCAGCAGCUCAAUACUCAGCUCCAGCAGUAGCUCAAUACUCAGCUCCAGCAGUAGCUCAAUACUCAGCUCCAGCGGUUGCGCAAUACUCAGCGCCAGCAGUAGCUCAAUACUCAGCUCGAGCAGUAGCUCAAUACUCAGCUCCAGCAGUAGCUCAAUAUUCAGCACCUGCAGUUGCGAUACAACACUCAGCUCCAGCAGUAGCACAAUAUUCAGUGCCAGCUGUUAGUGUUCAGCACGCGGCACCAUUAGUGCAGUACUCUGCACCUGCGGUAUCAGUCCAGCGUUCACCAUCAGUAGUUCAGUACUCGGCACCGGCAGCAGCAGUGCAGCAUUCUGCAACAGUCUCGCAGUACUCCACACAAGCAGCUUUAAGAGGACACGCGUCUCUGGGAGUUAAGAACGUGCACACGGAAUUCUUGGAAAAUUACGAUGCUCAUCCGCGAUAUGCCUUCGAAUACGGUGUAAACGACCCCCACACUGGCGAUAUUAAGCAACAAAAGGAAGAGCGCGACGGCGAUGUUGUAAGAGGUCAAUAUUCUCUGGUGGAACCGGACGGCUCGGUGCGCACGGUGAACUACGUCGCCGACUGGGAGACCGGUUUCCAUGCCAACGUACACAAUAGCAAAGACAAACACUAAAUUGUACC
This is a messenger RNA of Papilio machaon (common yellow swallowtail), 1704 nucleotides long. RefSeq names its product endochitinase A (gene CPR79). The transcript has 4 exons. The record is from RefSeq and is a predicted model, not a curated record. Gene Ontology annotation, cellular component: extracellular matrix. The coding region runs from base 131 to 1696 and encodes 521 amino acids. NCBI's taxonomy places the organism in Eukaryota, Metazoa, Arthropoda, Insecta, Lepidoptera, Papilionidae.